UCUUACCAACCAGCUCCUGAAGAACUAACAGAUGACCACCCACCAGACUACAGAGGAUUUUUUAUUGCAUCCAGACUGGAAUUAGCUCUGAGAUACUACUUGGGGUGGACAAUGAACAACACUUCUCAGUGCCUUGAUGAUCACACUCUGGAUAAAUAUUUGUUUCCAUUUGUAUACAGCAUUGUGAUGAUGAUCAGUAUUCCCAUCAACUGCAUAUGCCUCUAUGCAUCUUGCAUUCAGGUGAGGAAAAAGAAUGAGUUAGCAGUCUACAUCUUCAGCUUAUCCCUGGCUGACCUUUUGUACUCUCUGAUUCUGCCUCUGUGGAUUGAUUACGCCUGGAAUGGAGAUAACUGGAGGUUCUCUGCCUUGCUUUGUCAGAUUUCUGCCUUCCUUAUGUAUAUGAAUUUCUACACCAGCACAGCGUUCCUUGCUUGCAUCUCCAUUGACAGGUACCUGGCAUUAGUUUACCCUUUGAAGCUCCAGCACUUACGCACAAGAAGAUUUUCGUUGCUUGUCAGCAUAUUUGUUUGGCUUCUGGAAAGCAUCUUGAAUUCAGUCAUAUUGAUGAAAAAAGAGGUUUUCAAUGAUCCUUGCCAUUUAACUCAUCAUACAUUAUGCUAUGAUAAAUAUCCCCUCGAGUGGUGGCAGUCACAGAUAAAUAUAUUCCGGAUAUGCUCAGGGUACCUUGUCCCUUUGAUAAUCAUCAUGUUUUGCUACCAUAAAAUCUACCAAGUAGUGAGGUAUAAUCAAGCCACAGUAGAUGAAGAGAAGAAAAAAGUGAGGACACUUAUUCUGAACAUCACAGUUACUUUCAUUGUUUGUUUCACUCCUUAUCACAUCACACUGUUUAUUCGCAGCAUCAGAGAUCCUUACACCACUGACCCACAAAUUUUGCAGUUGAUGUAUAAAGGGUACAGAAUCACACAGGCCUUAACAAGUUUGAAUUGCAUUGCCGAUCCCAUUCUCUACUGCUUUGUGAGUGAAACUUCACGAACGGACAUAAGGAAUUUGCUCAGGUGGUGUUUGUGCCUACAAAAGCAUGAGGGAAACCAAGUGAAAGACCAUGCUCUGAACAGUUCUGCUGAUCACCUACAACCUUCCUGUGAAACAGAGACUGUCAAAAAUGCCUGA
Molecule: messenger RNA, 1131 nt
Organism: Apaloderma vittatum (bar-tailed trogon)
Lineage: Eukaryota; Metazoa; Chordata; Aves; Trogoniformes; Trogonidae
Gene: GPR65
Product: G protein-coupled receptor 65
Exons: 1
Coding region: 112-1131 (339 amino acids)
Biological process (GO): G protein-coupled receptor signaling pathway
Cellular component (GO): membrane
Molecular function (GO): G protein-coupled receptor activity
Source: RefSeq, a predicted model, not a curated record